AUGGAUUCUUCAAAGAUUGCAGCUUGGAUGAACUGGGCAUUGUUCUCUAUCUUGGCCAUGCUGUGCGAAAACCACAAGAGCCAUUAUACCCAGCUUCUGCAAGCCAGAUUAUUCCCCACUACAUCAGAUCAACCAUCAACUGCAUUCACUUUUGAGGUUCUGGAUGAGCUUCAUCUCCAACAUAUAGAAUGCAAAACUGUGUCUUCAAACUUCUACAGUUUGCUUCGGAGGAAGACAAAUUUCAAUGCUCCAUUAGAUGUUCCGGACCGCUCAAGGGAGAUAGAGCGCAUUUCACGGUGCUACCGUGAUCUGUGUAGCAGGCUGAAAAAUGGUUGUUGGGGCGAUGAAGACAACACCCCAGGGCAACAAGCAAUAUUCUGCCCAGCAUGCCCUCAACUGGGUAUCAAUGUGACAAGCAAGACAUGGAAUGCUGCCACUGAUCCUGACUGGCUGCUCUCUCCAUUGCUGGUGGCCGAUGGCAACUUCAAGUUUGAUCACCUGCAGCUGAAAAAUCCUCAAUCUGAUGUCAUCCUUCGUGACGGCACUGGGUUUCUGGUCACUACUAGCACCUACGAGAACCACUUGGAUGUCACAUCUGGGACCCAAGAGAAAUCAAACUGCGCCAAUCACAAGGCAGUAAAUCAGGCAUCACGGCCACGCAAACAUGUGGACAACACUGGUAUUGGAGCAAUCACCUAUGCAAGGCAUGGCUUCUUUGUUCCACACUCAAUCGUCAAUUUUGAAAAGGGAGAGCAACAGAAGAACAUGGACUUUGCACUCUCUGAGGCGAUGAAGUUUUUUACCAGCCUGAAAAAGGAGCCAUUGCAACCCGCCAUUACCGUCAUCUAUGAUGUCAUGUGCCAGUAUGGUGUUCAUUUGGAACAACACCUAGAAGAUGGUCCCUUUUUAGAGAAGCCAACAAUGCCAAUUCAGAAGGCCAUUGGUAAAUUUCAUCUUGGAGCACACAUUGACUCUUGCUUCUCUACAUUCAGUCUGAACUUUCUUCGCAGUGCGGGGCAUACAGAUGGGGAAGUUUUGGAGACAUUAUGGGCUCCACUAAACAAGAUCACUGGAAGUACAAGAUCUAUGACAUUGGCCCACCAACAGGAAGUAUUGGAUGAUUGUGUUUAUGACUCUAACUGGAAGAAAAUAACCAAUCUAAUUCCAUCUCUGAUAAAGAAGUGGAAGCGUGCCAAAACAUCAUUUGCCAACAUGAAAGAGGCUUAUGAGGAUCUUAGAUGCCGGUUGACAGAGGAUGAUUUAGAGUCAUGGAAUUCUCAGGCGGAGCAAGCAUCUUUGCUCCAUGGUAAGGCUUUGGAAAUUUAUGAUGUAAAGACAGAACAAAAUCCAUCAGUGGCUGGUGUUUGGUUGGAAAUGGUGGAAAAAGAAUUGGUUAAUGGUGCUUACCUUUUAGGUGGUGUGGUGUUCAUCACCAAAGGCCUAUCAUUGGAAGAGGCACAAUACAAACUAUGUGUGUUCAUUAAAUCUGUUGGAAACUUUCCUACCAUCCCACAGAAAAAUACUAUUGCUGAUAAACGGAGGAUUAUGAAAAGGAACAUAGAACAGCAUUGCCGGCAGGGCGAAAAGUUCAUGGGGUUGGGUUCUGUUGGGGAUAGUGAUUCUGAUGACAAAAUGGAAGAUAGUGAUAGUGACGAGGGUGAGGAGGACGGGAAUGAUGAAGAUGGCUACAUGCCACACGUAGGCUCUCCAAAUGCAGACUGCAAAAGCAUUGGGCAAACACCAGAGCAAAUGAGCAUUUGCUUUCCUUCAUCCUUCACAGCUGAGGAGCGGGUUCGGAUGGGGUGGACAAAACUAGCAGAACAGGAAGUCCAACUUCAGGAAGCACAGAUCAAUGAUGCACUUCACAAUCUCCGGAUAUCCCUUGGCAAAAAAUCACUUCGAUUUCGAAAGGUCUUGCGCAGUGAUCAGUCACAGAAACAUGUCACAAGAGCAUGGAGUGGCAUCAAUACUUACAACGCCAGAGCCAAUCUACAGGUGGAUAUAUAUGAGGGAGCAGUAGAAGCAUUAAAAAGGCUAGGUGCAGGAAACAAGUGGAAACCCAUUAACAGGGACAAGGAUUUGCAGAUGAAAGGUGACAUUGAACAUCCCAACAGAAUUGGUCAAUCAUCCCACAGUUUGGCUUGGUUCUGGAGGCUUCAGAGUGGUGAGAUCUCAGAAGAGGUUGAGGACAGCCCAAUGAUGAAAGAAUUUUACUGGAUCAAUUACCUCCGAGCAAAGGCCCGGAGAGAUCAAUGGGAGGAGGAAUUGAUACUGUUGAAGAAGGAAAUCUCAUGGGCUCUGGAGUGGUUUCAGUAUCAGUCGGAUAAGUGGAGCAAAAUGGCAGAUACUGAGGCAAGUUGCGGGCUGAUUGCCUACUGUCGUAAGAUGGCAUUUGUAUGGAAAGAGUUCAGAAGAAGGGGAAGGGAGGUUGUGCAGGAUAGUGGAUGUGUUGAGCUUGCCCAAGCUAUUUGA
This is a messenger RNA of Pleurotus ostreatus (oyster mushroom), 2472 nucleotides long. RefSeq lists its product as uncharacterized. The record is from RefSeq and is a predicted model, not a curated record. The transcript is spliced from 8 exons. The coding region runs from base 1 to 2472 and encodes 823 amino acids. NCBI's taxonomy places the organism in Eukaryota, Fungi, Basidiomycota, Agaricomycetes, Agaricales, Pleurotaceae.